AGGACCGAGUGCACCUCGUCAUGGAGCUGUGCUCUGGCGGGGAGCUGUUCGACCGCAUCGCAGACGCUGGAGCUAGUGGCUUCAGCGAGGCAACUGCGGCCGAGUACGUUCAGCAGAUGCUCGCAGGGAUUUGUUACCUGCACGCGCACGAGAUCGCGCACAGGGACGUGAAGCCAGAAAAUCCGCGCGCGCUUCGCGGCAUCACUCCCAGAUGUCGGAUCGGAGAUUCCUCUCUCUCUCUCUCUCUCGUGUGGGUACCUCUUCCUCCUCUGAGAUGGAUCCUCGGAAUUCGAACGCCCUGCACGGGGCUGGCGAAUAUUCUCUUCGAGAGCCACGCGGCCGAUGCCGCCCUGAAGCUGAUCGACUUCGGCCUCGCGACCCGCUUCAAGCCCGGCGCGCUGAUGACCACGAGGGUGGGCACUGCGUACUACGUCGCGCCAGAGGUGCUGAGGAGCGGGGACGCCCGGGGCUACAGCGAGAAGUGCGACGUCUGGAGCGCCGGCGUGAUAGCCUACGUCCUGCUCUGCGGGUACACGCCAUUCUCCGGCGAUACGGAUAUGGAGAUUCUCAAGAAGGUGCGCAAGGGCUUGCUCAGCUUCCACGGCACGGAGUGGACGGCGGUGUCGCAGGCCGCGAAGCACGCCGUGGGCAAGCUGCUCGCCUUCAAGUCGCCGGAGCGCCCGUCCGCGCAGCAGGCCCUGGAGCUCCCCUGGCUGCGGUCGCCGCUCAGCGGCCCACAGAGGCCGCGC
Molecule: messenger RNA, 749 nt
Organism: Prorocentrum cordatum
Lineage: Eukaryota; Dinophyceae; Prorocentrales; Prorocentraceae
Source: the annotation of a GenBank genome assembly